Messenger RNA from Striga asiatica, 457 nucleotides. The record is from the annotation of a GenBank genome assembly. NCBI's taxonomy places the organism in Eukaryota, Viridiplantae, Streptophyta, Magnoliopsida, Lamiales, Orobanchaceae.
GUAUCCGGCGGCGGAUCCAUUUGAAUCUAACUGUACAAUUAUAGGAGGGAUGUUCAGUACCGAUUAUUAUAGUACUAUUCGGGGAGUCGAUAAGCUACUGUGGAUGUCUAUUUGCCAGGUUGUCCCCCUAAACCGAAACCAGUCUCAACAAGCAAAUCGGCUGCCAAUAGGGGGUUACCAAGUCCACGACCAAGUACUUAUUACCUCUUGGGUUGUAGUUGCUAUUUUAUUAAGUUCAGCUACUAUAGUUGUUCGGAACUCACAAAGCAUUUCGACCGGGGGUCAGAAUUUCUUCGAAUAUGUUCUCAUAAUAACCUCUAUACAAAAUGCUGAUAUGGAUAGAAAAAGAGUUGUUCGCAUAGCAUUUACUAAUAUUACAGAAAAUAUUGUUAAAAUACUUUUCCGAGAAGGUUUUAUCGAAAACGUCAGAAAACAUCUAGAAAAAAACAAAUCUUUU